UUAUGCGCGUUCUUCCUUUAACUUUUGCCUCAAGUACCGCAUGCUCCCGCGGGAUCAUUUUAUAUGUGUUCUUCUUUUAACCGUCUCAUAGGAAGUCUCUCUCUCGUCGCGUUUCAGUGUCUACGUCUACGAUUCCCACGGUUGUAAGAGGGAUUGAUCCUGCAUUUUCCUGGGCAAAUAGUAGACGACAUAAAAAAUGGCGAACAAAAUUCCGAUUCCUACUAAAAGCUCAGCACUUAUUGCCAUGAUUGCUGAUGAGGAUACGAUAACUGGCUUUUUGCUGGCCGGAGUGGGGAAUGUUGAUCUACGUCGAAAGACAAAUUACCUUAUUGUGGACUCAAAAACUACCGUGAAAGCAAUUGAGGAUGCAUUUAAAGAGUUCACCACAAGCGAAGACAUUGCUAUUGUAUUGAUAAGCCAAUAUGUGGCAAAUAUGAUUAGGUUCUUGGUCGAUAGUUACAACAAGCCAAUUCCAGCCAUCUUGGAGAUUCCCUCGAAGGACCAUCCAUAUGAUCCAACACAUGAUUCGGUUCUGUCCAGAGUGAGGUACUUGUUCUCUGCCGAGUCGGUGGCAUCGGAUAGGCGCUAAAGUCCUUAUUGCAUAAUGGCCCUUGCCUCUUUGUACGAGUGCAAUUGUUUUGCUAUGUAAUGUGGAGUGCUUUAAUGUAUUCUUUUGCAAACAGAGUUGCCACUGUGGCGUGCUGUGCUCUUUUCCUUUCCUUUAAUCGAGAAGUGUUCCUUGGGAAGUGAUACAUGUAAGUCAUAGUGAGCAGUUUUUAGAGAGUAAUGGGAAUAAAUGAUAUGAAUGGUGGGCUCCUUGUUGACUAUUAUUGUUGUUGUUGUUGGUAUUAUUAUUCAGAUGGAACUUUUGUGUUGAAAA
Messenger RNA from Amborella trichopoda, 880 nucleotides. RefSeq names its product vacuolar ATPase subunit F family protein. Gene Ontology annotation, cellular component: proton-transporting V-type ATPase, V1 domain; membrane. NCBI's taxonomy places the organism in Eukaryota, Viridiplantae, Streptophyta, Magnoliopsida, Amborellales, Amborellaceae. The record is from RefSeq and is a predicted model, not a curated record. Gene Ontology annotation, molecular function: proton-transporting ATPase activity, rotational mechanism. Gene Ontology annotation, biological process: proton transmembrane transport.